CAUGACAUUUGUGUUAUUUACCAUAACAAAAUUUUAUUCGUAGACGUUACAAUAUUUACUAACUCCCUCAGAGCAAUAAAGUCCCAAAACAAUAAUGGAACCAAUUUCCAGCAUAAAUCCUACAAAAACAGAGUCGAUAGUAUCCUUUCUUAAUUUCCCUUACAUUUGUAGAGUCUGUUUGACUCGAGGGGACUUGGAAUCUGUAGAGGAAGAUAAUUUGAUAGAUUUGUUUUUUCACAUCACCAAUAUUGAUCAGUCGAAUUCAAAUUUUCCUGGGAAAAUGUGCAAGGAAUGCUUAAAUACCCUUAUAGACAUUUCGGUAUUCAUUGAUAUUUCCAAGCUUAAUUAUGCAACUCUGAAACAAGCCUUGAAAAAUUCAGAAAGCACUGGAGACUCAUUGGAAACUGACCUUUCCACUUGUAGAGUGUGCUUGACUAAAAUUGGUUUGAUACAAAUGGAAGAAAAUCUCAAUCUAUUGCUGUUAUUGGAAAACAUUACAGGUAUCAAAUUGAAUACACAUAUACCUCUCCCCAAUUAUAUUUGCACAAAGUGUGUUGAGAAGCUAGAACAAAUCUCAGUUUUCAUUGAUUUAUCGAAAAGAACUGAUGCCAGUCUCCGUCAAGCAAUUAUCAACAAGGACAUCAAAACGGAAAAUUGUUGUGACAUCAACCAAGAUGAAACAACUUUGAAAGAACAAAUUGCUACUAAUAAUUCUGAAGACAGUACAGUGCCCUUAAAGAAAGUCAAAUUGGAAGUCACUGAAGAAGAUUAUCAUUACGAUGAACUGAAUGAAUUGCAAGAACUUAAUGACAAAGUAAAAGUAGAAAUUGCUGUCGAGGACGAAAUUGCAGUUACCAAUGAUGGUCCAUUCACUUGUGAUUUCUGUAGCAAGGAUUUGCCAGUGAAGUUCAGCAACGAGUACAAUGGCAAAUAUCCAGUAACUUGCAAUGUAUGUGGAAAACAAUCUGUUAAAAAGCAGGAAGCCGGUGAAGAUAAAAAACAGUUAGGCAUUGAACCAAAAGACUCUAUCAACAAUAAGAAAGCUCCUUUCCAGUGCAAAGUAUGUUCCAAAACCCUCGUUUUCUACAGCAGUCUGAGAAAUCAUAUGAAAAGACAUUCAGGCGACAGGUCUUUCCAGUGUGAAAUAUGCGCUAAAACAUUCUAUCGGAAAUGCGAUUUGGAAUUCCACAUGAAGAAGCACACCAAGGAAAAACCCUUCCAGUGCGGACUAUGUUCCAAAUGCUUCUCCAACAAGACUUAUCUGAGAAUACACCUGGGAAUUCACGCUGCAGAAAAAACAUUUCAGUGCGAGAUUUGUUCCAAACUGGUUUCCUCCGGUAGCAGUUUGAGAUAUCACAUGAAAACUCACAGCGGGGCGAAACCGUUCACCUGCGAAGUCUGCUCAAAAUCCUUCUCCGUGAAAGGUUCUCUGAAGGUUCACAUGAGAAUACAUUCCGGGGAGAAUUUGAGCCAGUGCGAGGUGUGUUCCAAACAAUUCACCCAGAAAUCGGAGCUGAAGGGCCACAUGAGGCUCUACCACACAGGCGAAAGGCCUUACAAGUGCGGAGUGUGUUCGAAAUGUUUCACCCUCCGGGGCACCUUGAACGUGCAUAUGAGAAUACACGCCGAAGAAAAGCCUUUCGCGUGCGAAGUGUGUUUGAAGGGAUUUUGUCAGAAGUCUGAGAUGAAAACUCACAUGAGAAUACAUACUGGCGAAAGACCCUACCAGUGUCAGGUGUGCUCCAAGAGUUAUGCCCAGAAUUCGCAUCUGAGAUCCCACAUGCGAGUUCACGCUCGGUUGAAAACUGAAGACGAGUGUAAUCUGGACGAAAAACUGAGUUGUUGACACAGCUGAAUGAAAAUUAGUUCUUUCGCAAAUUGGAUUUGCAAAUCACAAUUCAUUAGGUGGCAAUUCACUCGAAUUAAAUGAAGUAACCAUUUUCGAUAAGGACGAAGUGGUGGCCGGUUUUAUAUUUCACUGUUGGUACUACUUAAUUUGUGUCAAUUCUUUCGACUCCAUUCUUCCCCAGUAGAUGGCGCCACAUGAAAUUUUUGUAGGUCUAUGAAAUUGACCGUAUUCAAUAUAAAUUGAGCAAUGGUCUGGUUUUAUAUUUUGAUUAGAAGCUCUAAUCUUUGAAAUUGCUCAAAUAUAUGCCAAAUAUCUGAUUUAUUUUGACUAAUGACACUGACGGCAAUGAUUGCCAACAAUGAAAAAUAAAAUCCAGCUACUACUAAAUCCUUAUCUUCAAUUGUUAAUUGAGGUCACGAGGUGGAAUGAGAAUUAUUUUCUUCACACUAAACCAAUUUCAGACAGGGAAACAACAGGGAAUCCCAUUGAAAGGGGGAAAUAGUGAGGCUUGAAUUGAAGUUGGAUCAAUAUCUUUCUGUAAUCUGUUCACCAAACAAAUGGAGUCGACAAAGAGCUAGUUUAUCAAGGGUCCAGUAUUAUUGGUUGACGGAUUUUAGUUCUCGACCGACAGGCAAACAAAUUCUAUCUGCCUUUUUCUGAUGGUUCAACUAACAUUUUAUUGUUGAGUUUGCUUCUAUAAGUCACGCCCCUGUUCCCUCUACCAUCUUCCCCCUCGCUUCCAUUACCGGUCCACUCGUCCACGGACGGAAGCAGAACUUGUGUACCCACAGUCGACGCUUUGGAGUGGGGAAAUUGAGACCCCGGCGUCAAGUCACAAAACCCUUGAUGCAUGUCACUAUCAAAGAGUAGGCAGAUGGAGACCCCAGCAUCAAGUCACAAAACCCUUAAGGCGUGUCACUACCCGAGGAGUGGGGAAAUUGAGACCCCGGCGUCAAGUCACAAAACCCUUAAAGCGUGUCACUACCAAAGAGUAGGCAGAUGAGACCCCGGCGUCAAGUCACAAAACCCUUGAUGCGUGUCACUAUCAAAGAAUAGGCAGAUGAGACCCCGGCGUCAAGUCACAAAACCCUUAAAGCGUGUCACUACUUAGGUGAAGGCAGAGUGAGACCCUGGCGACAAGUCACAGAACCCUUAAAGCGUGUGACUACCAAAGAGUAGGCAGAUGAGACCCCGGCAUCAAGUCACAAAACCCUUAAAGCGUGUCCCUACCAGAGAGUAGGCAGAUUGAGACCCCAGCAUCAAGUCACAAAACUCUUGAAGCGUGUCACUAUCUGAGGAAUAGGCAGAUUGCGACCCCGGCGUCAAGUCAGAAAACCCUUAAAACAUUCCACUAUCAAAGAGAAGGCAGAUUGAGACUCCGGCGUCAAGUCACGAAACCCUUAAAGCAUGUCACCACUUGAGGAGUAAGCAGAUUGUGACCUCAGUGAAGUCAUACUUUCUUUAAAAUGACUUCAAAGUCGAAGCCGAAACGUUGAACACUUGUACUUGGCUAUACCGUACUGAUGACAGCUAAAGAGCCAGAAACACUUGAAUGCGGUUUGUAUAUUUCCGUAUUGCGUGUCUGUGAACCCUGGAAGGUAUUAGGGAAUCUCAUGUUUACUCAAAACAAUAAUUAUCUUAGGAAAUGUUGAAAUAUCCAAUAAAUUCAUAACAGCUUCAAUGAACCAUCUUAAUGUGAAAAUAAUUGAAAACUUUAUGUUUGUGACCAGUCAUUUAUAUCAAGUGACAUACUGCGUUUUUGAAUGGUAUUAUCACUGUUCUUUUGUGAUUUGUCAUAUACAUAUACCUACGCUUUGUAUCGCCAAUGUUGAAUAAAUAUUUACUAUUAUUAUUAUUAUUAUUGUAUGAUACAGAAAGGUAUUCUGGAAGUGUUAAGGGGGGGGGCAAAUGAAAAGUUCCAAUAUUUUAUGUACAUUUCAUGUACGUCAAGUUACAAAUACAUUUUUUGAAAUUGA
This is a messenger RNA of Leptinotarsa decemlineata (Colorado potato beetle), 3825 nucleotides long. RefSeq lists its product as uncharacterized. Gene Ontology annotation, biological process: regulation of transcription by RNA polymerase II. The record is from RefSeq and is a predicted model, not a curated record. Gene Ontology annotation, cellular component: nucleus. Gene Ontology annotation, molecular function: DNA-binding transcription factor activity, RNA polymerase II-specific; zinc ion binding; RNA polymerase II cis-regulatory region sequence-specific DNA binding. NCBI's taxonomy places the organism in Eukaryota, Metazoa, Arthropoda, Insecta, Coleoptera, Chrysomelidae.